AACUCGAGCCUCAGAGACCAGACCCUCUUCCCUGAUCCAAAACCUUCGUGUGAUCUCUCCGUCCCGCUCUCUCACUCACUCUUCUAUUCAAUUCCUUCCUCCAUUUCUAGUUCUCUCCGUGCCCUAGAACCUCUACAGCCUCAGCUGCGCACCCAUUUAUCGGUAUAUAGGGUUUCUCUCUCAGCUUUCUCGCCCUUUCCUGGAGCUAGGGUUUUACUUUCGAGAUGGCGGAGACCUUCGAGGACGAGAUCGAGCAGACGGUGACGAUCGAGGAGUACAUUGAGGGAAUAGAGGCGGAGGAGCUGGAGGCGGAUUUGGUGCUGGGAGGCGACGAGGGGAAGGAGUGCACAUAUGAUAAUGGUUACAUGAAGAGGCAGGCGAUCUUCUCUUGUUUGACCUGUGUUCCAAGUGGAAACGCCGGGGUGUGCACUGCCUGUAUCCUCUCUUGCCAUGAUGGGCACGAGGUUGUGGAGCUAUGGACAAAGAGAAAGUUCAGAUGUGACUGUGGGAAUUCAAAAUUUGGGGAGUUUUCUUGCAAACUUUUCCCUAAUAAGCAACCUGAAAAUGUGGAUAAUGCUUACAAUCAGAAUUUUAAAGGUCGCUAUUGCGUAUGUAUGCGCCCUUAUCCAGAUCCAGAAACUCAGGAACAAGUUGAGAUGAUACAAUGCUGCAUAUGUGAAGACUGGUUUCAUGAGAAUCACCUUGGUCUUGUAUCCACAGAAGAGAUACCCAGAGAUGAGGAAGGAGAGCCUUUAUAUGAGGAUUUCAUCUGCCAAGACUGUUCACUCACUUGUUCAUUUCUUAAAUUGUAUCCUUCUUCAAUUUGGGCUAUAGAGAGUAAUAAGAAUGAACCAGUCUUAUCCGGUAAAGAAAAAGUUCUGGAGACUGGGGCCUCUGCUUUUACUGAUCUAGAAAACAUUGAUAAUUCCGACCGUGUUUCUGGAGACUAUAUGAAUAUUUCAAACAUGCAUUCCAAGUAUGAAGAGAUGUCAGAUAAUAAGGUUCAAUCACAAGAAGGCUCAUCCAAAAAUCAUAAACACCAGAUGAAUAUUUCAAACGUGCAUUCCAAGACCGAAGAGAUGUCAGAUAAUAAGCUUCAAACACCUGGAGAAACCUCAUUGGAAAAUUAUGGGUUGGGAGAGGUGAAAGCAUUCUGCAACAGUUUAACUUCAAAUGUUAAAUGCAUUAUUGGAUUGGAUUUAUCUCUUGCAGCAUUUGACAUGGAAAAAAAACCUAUGUUUCUGUCAAAGAAAUGGAGAGAUUUUCUUUGCAGGUGUUUUACUUGCACUAAUUUCUACAUUCAGAAAGGUCUUCAUUGCUUGAUUGACAAGGAGGACUCCAUUGAGGAAUAUGAGAAAAUGGCAAAGCAGAAGAGGGAGGAGAAAUUACAGCUAGAAGAAGGAGCUGAAAUGAACUUCCUUGAUAAGCUGAAUCACGUGCAAAAGAUUGAAAUUCUAAGGGGUAUCAAUGACUUAAAGAACGAGUUUCAUUCUUUUUUGGAAUCUGUUGACACAACUAAACCAAUCACAUCUGCAGAUGUCCAAGGGCUCUUUGAAAAUCUUGCCAAGAAGAGGCAAAGAUUGUCUUAAAGUUCCCCUCUUCAACGAACAAUUAUUAGGUCCUCCGACUGAACGUAGAGGAACGUCUGGUCGGCACUAAAAUCCCGCCAAAAAACUCGGUAUUUGCUCGGUAUUGCUAGGUAUUAUUUGGUAAUAACGAGGAAUACCGCUCUGUGAAGACCAAUACC
Messenger RNA from Dendrobium catenatum, 1747 nucleotides. Its product is annotated as putative E3 ubiquitin-protein ligase UBR7. Gene Ontology annotation, molecular function: ubiquitin protein ligase activity; zinc ion binding. The record is from RefSeq and is a predicted model, not a curated record. The transcript has 5 exons. Lineage: Eukaryota; Viridiplantae; Streptophyta; Magnoliopsida; Asparagales; Orchidaceae. The coding region runs from base 225 to 1589 and encodes 454 amino acids. Gene Ontology annotation, cellular component: cytoplasm.